Trichoplax adhaerens is the source of this 1248-nucleotide messenger RNA. RefSeq lists its product as uncharacterized. Gene Ontology annotation, biological process: proteolysis. NCBI's taxonomy places the organism in Eukaryota, Metazoa, Placozoa, Uniplacotomia, Trichoplacea, Trichoplacidae. The record is from RefSeq and is a predicted model, not a curated record. The transcript has a single exon. Bases 1 to 1248 code for a protein of 415 amino acids. Gene Ontology annotation, molecular function: zinc ion binding; metallocarboxypeptidase activity.
AUGUUGGGGCGCAUUUUGAUUUUCCUUUUUCUGGUUAUUCUGAUUGAAAGCGGGUCAGUAAAAGGCCUUGAAAAUCUGGAUAUAUCAUUCGAUCGAUACCAUCAUUACGAAGAAUUAACCGAUUUACUACACAAAUACAACAAAAUGUUUCCUUCUAUUACCCGAUUACACUCAAUCGGUCAAUCAGUUAAAAAGCGAGAAAUUUGGGCAUUCCAAAUUUCUGAUAAACCAAAUGUAACCGAAAAAGGUGAACCGUGGUUUAAAUAUGUUGCUAAUAUACACGGUGAUGAAGCAGUUGGCCGGCAAAUGUUAAUCUAUUUGAUCCAAUACUUAUGCCAGCAAUAUUCUAUCGAUCAAAGAAUUAAGCACAUAGUCGAUUCUGUCAAUAUUUUUAUUGUCCCUACUAUGAACCCUGAUGGUUUCGAAAGGGCACAAGAAGGGAAUUGUGAUGCUCCUAGUUCGUUUGGUCGAAAUAAUGCAAACAAUGUAGAUCUGAAUCGCAAUUUCCCUGACCAAUUUUCUAAUAAAAACCAACAUCAUCAACCGGAAACUCUGGCAAUGAUGAAUUGGAUAGAUAAGUAUCCGUUUGUGCUUUCUGCUAGUCUUCAUGGUGGUUCUGUUGUAGCGAGUUAUCCUUUUGAUGAUAGUCAUGAUCAUAAAGAAUCUGGAUAUUACAGUAAAUCGCCUGACGAUGCUGUGUUUCGCCACCUAGCUGCAAUUUAUGCCAAUCACCAUACAACGAUGCAUUUUGGCAAACCUAAUUGUUCUGAUACUCCAAACGAUUUUUUUAAUAAUGGAAUAACGAAUGGUGCUGAAUGGUACGAUGUCUCUGGUGGUAUGCAGGAUUAUAAUUAUCUUCAUAGCAAUUGCUUUGAAAUCACAUUGGAACUAUCCUGCUGCAAGUAUCCAUCAAGUAAGAAAUUAAAGGAGGAAUGGAACAGAAAUCGCGAUGCGUUAAUAGCUUAUAUCAAACAAGCUCAGAUUGGUAUUCACGGUUGCGUAUACGACAAUAGUACGAUACACAAAAAUGGUAUUAUAGGAGCUACGAUCUCAGUAAGUGGCAUAAAUUAUAAUAUUAGAACCGCUCAAUUUGGUGAUUUUUGGCGUCUGCUAUUGCCUGGAAGAUAUACGCUGAUAGCUUCCGCUCCUGGCUACCUGAGCACAACACUUAAUAUCACUGUGACAAAUCCACCUGGAUCAUCGAUCAAUAUUCCUCUAACGCCUUUAAAUAAAACUGGUAAAAUUUGA